AUGUCCGGUUCCGCUGGCAGCAAAAUCACGGUAGCUUUAAAGGCUGUCAGUCUCAGUGCCCGUGAACCUGCUGAGUUUGACUCGCCUGGAGGCGAGGAAAAUAAAAUUUUGUUUUAUUACCCAAACGAAGUAGAAAAGAAUGAAAAAAUUAGAAACGUCGGAUUAUGUGAAGCUAUUGUACAGUUUACCAGGACCUUUAGUCCAUCAAAACCUGCAAAAUCUUUACAUACGCAGAAGAACAGACAGUUCUUCAAUGAGCCCGAAGAAAAUUUCUGGAUGGUCAUGGUUGUUCGGAAUCCUAUCAUUGAAAAGCAAAGUAAAGAUGGGAAACCAAUUGUUGAAUAUCAAGAGGAGGAGUUGCUGGACAAGGUUUAUAGUUCAGUACUACAACAGUGCUACAGCAUGUACAAGCUUUUUAAUGGUACUUUUCUGAGGGCCAUGGAAGAUGGAGGUGUCAAGCUCCUAAAAGAAAGAUUAGAGAAAUUCUUCCAUCGGUACUUGCAAACGUUGCAUUUGCAGUCAUGUGAUCUCCUCGACAUUUUUGGUGGAAUCAGCUUCUUCCCCUUGGAUAAAAUGACUUAUUUGAAAAUCCAAUCCUUUAUUAAUAGAAUGGAGGAAAGCCUGAGUAUAGUCAAAUACACCGCCUUCCUCUAUAACGAUCAGCUGAUCUGGUAUUUGGCGGGAAGAGAUUCUCCAAUAAGGGCAGAGAUGCCAGGAAAUCUUCAACAUUAUGGAAGAUUUCUUACUGGACCCUUGAACCUUAAUGAUCCAGAAGCAAAAUGCAGAUUCCCCAAGAUUUUUGUAAAUACGGACGACACGUAUGAAGCCCUGCAUUUAAUUGUUUAUAAGGCCAUGAGUGCAGCCGUGUGCUUUAUGAUCGAUGCCUCUGUACAGCCCACGUUGGAUUUUUGCCGAAGACUGGACAGCAUUGUUGGGCCCCAGCUCACAGUGCUGGCAUCUGACAUUUGUGAGCAGUUUAACAUCAACAAAAGAAUGUCUGGGUCUGAGAAAGAGCCCCAGUUUAAGUUUAUCUACUUCAACCAUAUGAAUUUAGCAGAGAAAAGUACAAUUCACAUGAGGAAAACCCCUAGUGUGUCACUCACAUCCGUGCAUCCGGAUUUGAUGAAGAUUCUGGGUGACAUCAACAGUGACUUUACCAGAGUGGAUGAAGACGAGGAGAUCAUCGUAAAAGCAAUGAGCGACUACUGGGUGGUCGGGAAGAAGUCUGACCAGCGGGAGCUGUAUGUUAUCCUGAAUCAAAAAAAUGCAAACCUGAUCGAAGUAAAUGAAGAGGUGAAGAAACUUUGUGCGACGCAGUUCAAUAACAUAUUCUUCCUGGAUUGACGGAUAACGGCUCGCCGGGACAUCUUUUAAAAAAACAACUCCGCAGGCAUUCUGUUUACCACUGCAGGUUCUCGGUCAUAUUAUUGACUGAAUUAAUGACAAUAGUAAAGCAAUACUUGCUUUGAAGAAUCAAAUUUCUACUCAGUCUGAUGAUCCCCUGGGGUUUUU
Molecule: messenger RNA, 1512 nt
Organism: Puma concolor (puma)
Lineage: Eukaryota; Metazoa; Chordata; Mammalia; Carnivora; Felidae
Source: RefSeq, a predicted model, not a curated record